GGAAAAAGCAUACACCCCUGAUGCAAUGCAGUGUUUCUGUGUUGGUUUUGUAUAUAAGGUUUGCUAUGCAAUUCCAAAAAUAAAAGAGGAGGAGAGACGGCCCUGCAUCCCAGAGCAAACAGAGAAUCAGAGGUGAAAGGAGAAACUAUGACUUGGAACGACACCACUAUGGACGGGGAAGGGUUGCUGGUGGAAAGGGACUCUUCCUUUCGAAUCCUCACGGGCUGCUUUCUCUCCUUGCUGAUCCUCUCCACACUGCUGGGAAACACGCUGGUCUGUGCAGCUGUCAUUAGGUUUCGCCACCUCAGGUCCAAGGUGACCAACUUCUUUGUCAUCUCCUUGGCCGUGUCAGAUCUCUUAGUGGCAGUUUUGGUCAUGCCUUGGAAAGCUGUGGCUGAGAUCGCUGGUUUCUGGCCUUUUGGUUCAUUUUGCAACAUCUGGGUGGCCUUUGAUAUUAUGUGCUCAACAGCCUCCAUCUUAAAUCUCUGUGUCAUUAGUGUGGACAGAUACUGGGCCAUCUCCAGCCCAUUUAGGUACGAGAGGAAAAUGACCCCCAAGGCAGCCUUCAUCAUGAUCAGCGUGGCAUGGACUUUGUCUGUGUUGAUUUCCUUCAUUCCUGUGCAGCUCAACUGGCACAAGGCUACAACCACAAGCUUUUUGGACCUUAAUGCCAGCUUGCAAGGUAUAAGCAUGGACAACUGUGAUUCUAGUCUAAAUAGGAUGUAUGCCAUCUCCUCUUCUCUAAUUAGCUUCUAUAUACCUGUGGCCAUCAUGAUAGUAACAUACACGAGGAUAUACCGGAUUGCUCAGAAGCAAAUACGACGCAUCUCAGCUUUGGAGAGAGCAGCAGUGCAUGCCAAGAACUGCCAGAACACGAGCGGCAACAGAAGCAGUAUGGACUGCCAGCAACCAGAGAGCAACUUCAAAAUGUCCUUCAAGAGGGAAACGAAGGUUUUAAAGACUUUGUCAGUGAUCAUGGGGGUGUUUGUGUGCUGCUGGUUGCCAUUUUUCGUAUUGAACUGCAUGAUUCCCUUCUGUGAGCCUACCCAACCAUCCAAAGGAGCAGAAGCUUUCUGCAUUAAUUCCACUACCUUUGAUGUUUUUGUUUGGUUUGGAUGGGCUAAUUCUUCCCUGAACCCCAUCAUUUAUGCCUUCAAUGCUGAUUUCCGCAAGGCAUUUUCGACCCUGCUAGGAUGCUACAGGCUCUGCCCUAUGGCCAGCAAUGCUAUAGAGACUGUUAGUAUUAACAAUAAUGGAGCAGUUGUUUUUUCGAGCCAACACGAGCCCAAAGGGUCCAGCCCCAAAGAGUCUAAUCUGGUUUAUCUGAUUCCACAUGCAAUUAUCUGUCCAGAAGAAGAACCUCUCAAAAAGGAAGAAGAGAGUGAACUAUCAAAGACCUUGGAGAAAAUGUCUCCAGCACUGUCGGGUAUCUUGGAUUAUGAAGCUGAUGUUUCUUUGGAAAAGAUCAAUCCCAUUACACAAAAUGGGCAGCAUAAAACCUGAACAGCAAGGUUUACCCAGCAAGACCUAAUAGUGUAUAUUGUAAUAAUCUUUUUUUUUUUUUUUUAAAAAAAAAAAAAGAUAGAAAAGAUUUCUUUGGUAAGAAAAUGAGCUCUAGGGAGAAAUACACAAUUACACCAUGCCCAGAAUUGAUUUUCCUGGCAUUCAAAGCAAAUUUAACAUUUAAAACAAUAAACAGGAAAAGAUGCUGAAAAUUGGCUAAAAAAAGGAUAUUAAACUGUGCUGUUCAUAACGAGGAAAAUAAAUUUAGAUACAGUGCAGUGACAAAAUAUUACUUCUUCUCUGCACAGAGAAACCAAUUUCCAGUUUAAAAUGAGGCAAGAUAAACGUUAAGUAUUUAAAGGUUAAUGUUUACUAGAAGUUAAAAGAUUGCUGUGUCUUGUGAUAGUGGGUGUUAACAGGUCCUAAUUAAAGACUGAGGGAUUGUAAAGUACGUGACUGGGCAGAGGCAGGGCCACUGAGGUGCAGGAAGGUGCCAGGACAUCAGGAUGUUACUGCUGCCACCAGGACGGCCACCUCGUCUACCCUGUGGGCAACAAGCACUUUUCUUCCCUCCUCACCCCCCAGUAUUUUCUGCUGCAGAGUGAGCCUUGCUGUGUGCCUUUCUGAUGUGCCUGCAAGUAACCCGUGUAACCUUUAUUUUUGGCAUUGCUUCCUUGUGACUGAAGGUAUUUGUAGAGGGAAGAGGUUAAUAAUUCACCUGAUGGCCUUGAUGAAGGAGCUGUUUGCAAUGAAUGAGCCAUAAUAACUAGAUUAAAUCUGAAUACAUUUCUCCCUUCCCUUGGCAAGCAUUUUAUGCUGAUUUGGGUUUCUAACUUAACAAAGUGUACAAAAGAUAGAGGAUGAGAGAGGAAACGCCUUUGCUGAUGCAGAGUUUUAAUAACACAGUUACUGUGAACCAGUCCUGGUAAAUAUUUUGGCUUUUUGUUAUAACAAUAGUAGAAUAUGAUCCUAGCAAUACUACUUAUGUGGCCACACAAUGAAUGUAACUUAAAGAAUAAGGAAAACAGUGGUAUCUGCUGCUUUACUUUUAAAAUAUUGGAACACAUAUGUAAAAUGUUCUCUCACAGUUUUGUUGCAGUAGAGAUGGGCUGAAGGGAGUGUUGGGCUCCAGCCUUGGGGAAGUUUGGUUUUGAUCCUCUUUUUGUAGGCGGGACUGGGCUGUCCAGCUGUCUCCUUGAGCUGGAUAUGGGUGGCAGCUGGGUUUACAUGGUGGUGCUCUUUCCCUGCUCCAGAUCUCAAAGUCAGAGUUAAGCCUCGUGAGCAUCAGCCUUCCCAGAGAGCUCUGCGGAGCCCCUUGCUGCUGGUGCUGCCGCCGUCCCAGCCAGGCACAGCUCAUUUCAUAGCACCGCUAGAAGGGUAUUUCUACAAAUGUAGUUUUGAGGCUGAACUAGUAGAUCAGUUCUGCCAGGCUAUUCCUCCCUCUUCCUAGGAGGCGCAUUCCUGUCUGUUCUUUCGUGAAGGAAUUUUCCCAGAGCCCAUGUGGUCAGCAGUGGUGGAUGGCGCUGUCAGGGUGGUGCGAAGCCUGCUACCGGUCACACAGAGCCACGACAGCAGAUCUGGGUUCGAGGAAGGCAACAUGGGGAUCAAAGAGAUACCCUGGGCCUCAUUCAUCAUCACCCUGUGGACCUGGUGAGGUGGAUAACUUGGUGUAAAAGUGACAUAAAAAGAGCAAGUGGCGAGGGGACUCCAGAGCUGGCUGCAGGGGAGCAGCACCGGGGAUGAUGGCACCAGCGAAACCCUGUGUCUCAGCUCCGUGCUGCAACCCUGACAGCUGGAGGAGACAAAUGAAAGAAGAACUCUGGUCCAGCCCUGCACCAGCCAGACUCAGGGAGCAAAACAUCUCCCGGUUCCUGCAUCACCUUAAGGCAGGCUGCACGGGGAAUUCAGUUUUCAUUUUGGGGCCAGCGUGGCUGAAGGCUGCACUGCCCCUGCCAGCUGAUGUCAGCCCAGCCUGAGAGCGCUCAGUGCUGCUGUGGAAUGCUCAGAGGAGCAGGUAUGGCUUCAAGAUGUGAUUUGAUACAAAAAGAAUAAUGUCCUUGCUUUGUUCCAGAUAACUUACACAUUUGUUCUCCUUGGAUCUCCUAUACUUGUUAUGUCAGUAGCUUGCCUUUAAAUCAGUUGGAUUUUUUUCCAUCCAACAGAACUAAGACUAUUUGUAGGAUAUUUCAAAUAACAAAAAUUAUAGAAAUAGAAUUGUUUGAAAAUAUCAUUAGGGGAUGUUUUGACCUUUUCAAAAUGAAUUUUUUUAUUUUUAAUAUACGUAAAUUUUCAGUUUGCAGUGGUAGAAUUUUAAAACUCAGAUCGGAUUUCUGGUUUAAAAAUACUGGCAAAGCAGGUAAAUAUUAAAAAUAAAAUGAAGUAGUUCAAUAUAACUUAUACUGAUUUGGUAGUUCAAAACUUUCCUGCUCCCAUUCCUUGAUUUUCAGACUAUUAAAUUCCUUUCUAUUUCACAUUUUCCUAGGAGAAGGAAACAGUUAGAAAUCUUGAAAGAAGACAGAGAAUAAGAGAAAUACUUGCUUCUCCAAUUCUCCUUCCACUGAUGCUCUUAGAGAAGUCAAACAUUUCACUGAGCUAAACUACCAUUGCAAAGUUUCUCUUAAUUUCAGAGAGAGACAAUUAUGGAUUAAACCAGGCAUUUUUCUCAGUUUGUUUUUUAGUUUUGUUUCUUUGUUAAUAAAGG
Cuculus canorus (common cuckoo) is the source of this 4204-nucleotide messenger RNA. RefSeq names its product dopamine receptor D1 (gene DRD1). Bases 148 to 1503 code for a protein of 451 amino acids. The transcript is spliced from 5 exons. The record is from RefSeq and is a predicted model, not a curated record. Gene Ontology annotation, cellular component: plasma membrane. Gene Ontology annotation, molecular function: G protein-coupled receptor activity; dopamine neurotransmitter receptor activity, coupled via Gs. Gene Ontology annotation, biological process: G protein-coupled dopamine receptor signaling pathway; adenylate cyclase-activating adrenergic receptor signaling pathway; vasodilation. NCBI's taxonomy places the organism in Eukaryota, Metazoa, Chordata, Aves, Cuculiformes, Cuculidae.